AUGAAUAAUACCACCACAACAUAUUCUUUAAACACAAAUAAUUUACCAGAGGAUGUAUUAUCAUAUACUGACGACAAAUUUUAUAAUUUUAUAAGAGAAGUACUGGGUCAAUCAGCAGCUGAUCUUUUGAAUAUACAAACUACAAAUAACGUUCCAUCUUUUUUAUUAAGUGAUGAUGUUUGUGAUAUUACAGAACAUGCUGUUGAGCCAGAAGAAAUAGAUGUUUUACGAGAAAAAAUUUCAUUUGCAUUUCGAUAUGGCACAUAUCACGUUAAAAUAGGCAUUAGAAACAACUUUAGAUAUUUAAAUAAAUUGUUAUCGGCGAAAUUAGAGGAAGAAAAUAAUAAAAAAAACGAAAUCCAGAAAAAACAACAACAAAAAUCCAUUCAACUUCAUCGUCAUUAA
Didymodactylos carnosus is the source of this 405-nucleotide messenger RNA. The record is from the annotation of a GenBank genome assembly. Lineage: Eukaryota; Metazoa; Rotifera; Eurotatoria; Philodinida; Philodinidae.